AUGACAGCCAUAAGCGUAGAUCGACUUCUAGCUCUUCACUAUCACAUGACGUAUCCGAAUUUAAUGACAACAAAACGUGCAAUGUAUGCCUCAGCAAGUCUCUGGUUUCCAUCCGUACUUUUAGCAUGCCUUAGAGUAGCUUGGGGAACAGAAGUUAUUUUUAUUUUUGAAGGAGUGUAUAUUACAAUUUGUUUUGUCCUUUCGUCCGCUUCUUACAUCAAAAUUUAUUUCAUUGUUCGUCACCAUCAGAUCCAGAUUCACGCUCAUCAACAAGCUGUGAACAGUUUUAAUAUUAGUGUAAAUAUUCCAGAUAGUAAUAACAUGAUAUUAUCAAAGAAACAUGCUUUAAAGACUUUUAUAUAUUUCAUCUGCAUGGUAUGUUGUUACUUACCUUAUCUAUCUUAUUCAUUGCUACGAACCACCUCAGGUAUAGGCUAUGAGGUAAAUUGGACCUUUGCGGAGACUGUUGUGUUCCUGAACUCGUCCGUAAAUCCAUUUUUGUACUGUUGGUGUAAUCGUGAAAUCCGAACGUCAGCUGUAAAGGUAGUCCGUAAAAUGAUGUGUAAACAAACGGAAGUAUAGCUAGCGAGCUUGAAGGUUAAACUUGUAUUUGUAAAGAGACCUUCACUGCGCUAUGCAAACUUCCUUAAACCUUGCCUUAUAAGGAAUGGGCUCCCUCAGUUAAAUUAUAACAACAAAAUAUUAACAAAAAUAUACAUGCAAAAAUCAAUGGCAGAGCUAGAGUAAAUCUUAAAAUAUAUCCUAGAUAAUCGUAUUAAUCAUGGUUACGCUAAAAAACUGAGAGGAACUUAUUUAUAUAUUAGUCCUGUAUUGUGGUAAAUAAAAAAGCUCCUAACUUCUUGUGCCAUACGAAUGCACCUGGCGUGUCACUAAAAACAUAUCAUUGAAGCUAUCAGGAAGUUAGCCGCAUUUGUAUUGAUACAUAAAUUUUCCGAUUUGAAGUUUGUACAUACUCUCAGGAUUCAGAAUUCCUCAACUUUUAAAUAAAGAGUCAGUGUGAGUAUGGAAAGCACUCGACAUUAUUCUUACAACCCUUUUUUGACGUGUAAUUAAUCUUAUGGGGGUGGGAUGAAACGGGUCGAAGUUAAGAAUGCAUAGUCUCUAGCUUAGCGCCAGGUGAAGAUCCAUUUUAUAAAUAUAUAAAAAUAUUUAUUUUAAAAACCCCUAAUUACCAUUCAUCAUAACUCAAACAGCUGCUCGCUUUACUACUUAUUAUUUUUUUUUAAUUAUUUUUAAAAAAAUAGAGAAAGGCACAAAUUAUUACCAGAAAAAUUACCCGGUCUGUGUGUAUAUUUAUUUAGUGCUAUUAUGAAAAAACAACUGAACCAAUAAACGUCUGUCACCUGCCAUAUUAGCUAAGCAUGAGAUCAAAGGCAAAUGUUGAAUAACCAUAAAUUGGUAAAGAUUUUCAGUCUUCCAACAACUUCCGCUCAAACUAGUGACACUUUUUAAUUCUCUAACACUAUUUUGAGCUUUCCGGAGCUUAUUUUAACAUAUCAUUUUUGUUAUGUUCCUUUUUCAACUGCUAAAAGUGAAAACAAUCAUUACUGUCUCCUUUUUCAUACAUCUCCCACGAAAUUUUUAAGUUCGCUAAGGUAAUGGAGCGGAGAAUUCUAAACUUUAAUUGUUGAAUUGUGUCUCAGUGACAAAUCAUAAUUUCAACCUUCCUUGUAGUUACACAAUAUUAUUGAUCCUUUUCCAUAAGAAUAUAGACCGUCUUAGCAUCAUCAUAGUGCGGGGUAAUGGUAGAGAGUCCGAAUUUUAACAUUAAAAUUUAUCUAUUUACCAUUAGAGGGAGGGAGAAGGACCCUGAAAUCUUUGUCUUGGUAGACCUGAUGAAUCGGACACAUGUCUGAUCUAAAUAAUUAUAUCUUGCAUUCGUAUUCAAAUACUCCUUGGACGAAAGAAAAGUUAUUAACACCCAAUAAGUCGUGCUCGUUGGUAAAUUUGUAGCGCUUGCAGUGGCUGAUUUUGUCGUCUAGUUUCCUUCUGUUAGUAAGACGUAAAAGUAUGAGUUUUCCAGUAAUGUUUAGUAUUAUUAGUAAGUUCUAUUUAGGUCUAAAUCGGAUCAGAAACGUUUCUGUGAAACGAUCGAGCCAAUUUCACCUGCAAUUCAGUUAGAAACAAGUCGAAAGGUUAAAGCAAGAAAGCACUCGUGCGCUUAACCUGCAUAACUGCCGGGGUUAGUGCUGCUGUUUUAGGGCGUAGGGUUAUAGAACUGCGUGAAAGAUGUGCCUUAUCAUUCUGCUUGUCAUGCAGACCCUUGUAAGGCAAAAAUUUCUGAGAAACUAGUUCUAAGCUUACUAAAACCUUCUUGUUUCACCAUUCAACGCUCCUCUUCUUCUUUCUAUCAAAUUAGUAAGUCCCAUAGUAAAUUAAUUCUUGCAUUUUGGUACACUGCAAAAUUCCCUUGACGUGCAAAUAUUUUACUGGUUUACCGUGCAUGGCUUCAACAUUUGUUUUCGCUUUUUUUCUCGCAGACUCGCGCGUGGGAGCCGUAAUUGAAAUACACCAGUCAGAUGCGAUAGUAAUCGUGCCGACUGUUUCAGAUCUUUCAAAAGAGAAAUAAAUGGUUUAAACUGAGUAGUAACUGACUUUCGCAGCGUUAAGAUGUGGGUACUGAAUUUGCUCUUUUAACAAAAAUUUUUAAAAACGAGAAGUAGGAAUUAUAAAAAUUAAACACCCAAUUAAUAUAAAACAGGAAGUUGUCGCUGCUGUCAUUUUUACCCCAGGGGUAAUUCAAGUAGUCUGCAUCGCACUGGCGUAAUCUUUCCCUGGCUAGUAACGUCUGCGAAGCGGCGCCGAGAUCCUUGUUGUGGGUACCUAACGGACUCAAAAAAAUACCGGAAGCGCAUUUCGAAUUUUCCUUCACUCUGAUUGGCAAAUCGGUAAUAACUUUUUUAACAGGCCAAUCAUCAGUUUUACGCACUCAAAACCUGCUACACAGAUUUGGUCCCAGAACAAGGCUUUCGGCGCUGGCUCGAAGACGGUCCUAACCAGAGCUGGUUUUAGUUUCGUUUUUUCGUUUGCAGGCUAGUGCUUCUUGAAUGGGACGUUUUUGAAAGUGCCUUUAUUGGAUUAUUUUGGAUUACCAGUUCACGCAUCAUCAAUAGGGACCUUAAGAUACGAGGACGGGACAAGCUACGACGGCUACCGGAAGUAAAUUUGCACAAAAAAGAUAUCGCAUCGCUGUUCAAGGAAUUUUCAGUGUUAACAGACUGGUUGUUUGCCUUCGCUUUUUGUGAAAAAUAAACCAGGAAAACUGGUGUCCUCGCUCGUUGGCUGUUUGCUUUUGUUUUUAAAGAUUUAUGUACUGAAAAUCGGGGGAAAUUGCCGAGGAAAAUAUUAAGGCAACGGAAAAAUAGAAAUUUCAGUAUUUUAAAUUCGAGCGCGCCUAGCCAAAAUAAUAAAACUAGUAGAACAUCGUGUCGCCGUCUUUUCGAAAACUUUUUACCUUCUACGCCAACAGAAAUAACCUUCGAGAUCUCCCUUAAUCUCGCAAGAAGUUAAAUGUGAUUGUGCUGACUGUUUUAUUUUUAGCUGAUAAAAUCCGAAAUUUACACCCCUAAGGGAGACGACCAGCAUCCCCAACCCUUUCAUAUGCGGGGUCCCUCCCCCCCCCCGGGAAGCCACUGAACUGAAAACGGUUAGCUUUCCAAUCUUAUAUGGGAUACGGCAUGACUACAUGUAUAUUUUAAAAGUUACUGUAUUUGGUAGUUAGUCCUCGAUGGUGUAGUGGACGUAGAUGUAGAAUAUAAAGCAAACGACUCGGGUUAAAAGCAUUUCAAUGGUGUUUUUCUAUCUUACUUUAUAUUACACAGUAAAGUUUGACUCAAGUUGUUAUUCAAGUAGUUUUACUGAAAGAAACAGUCUGGCUUCAGCCGAUGUUACCUAAUGCUAACCGGGCAAAAAUUGGCUGAUAGAGAGUUGCUUAUUACAAAAUCGAUAAGCGUCUGAAACUAAUAGACACCUUUUUUUCUUUCUACUGAGUGGAUCAAGCAACAGUAGCGAUACAUUAACUGAAACAAAUGGAACAGUUAUAUUAUACUGAUUGGACUUCUUGUGAAAGAGCUUCUUUCAUCUCGGGCUGAAUUCGAAUAAAUUAAAACUGAAUAAAUUCAGACUGAAAACACAGCAGUCUACUAUGUUGGAAAUUAAGUCUCGUUGGUGGAUAGGUAAGGAUAGUUUAGGGAUAGUCUAUGACGUCACCCAUUGUUAUAACCUAGGAAAAAAAUGCCUUCCUCCAUACUAAUUAAGUGCCUUCCUGCAUACUAAUUCGGCAUAAAUUUACUAAUAAGAGUCUUCCUAGUACAAUAGGCUUGCCUAGACUUGCCCGGUAAGUAACUUGAGCUCGGUUUUCAGACCUUCUAUUAAAAGAGAAAUAGGAAUAAGAGAAGCGAUCACCUAGCAACGCGAGAAACGGCUACCUAUAUCUUAUUUAGAGCUUAAACUCAGAUAUAUAAACAAAACAAAUACACAACGUGGAGUUGAACUGAGAGUCUUUAUUUCAAUUUAGUUUAUGUCUUCUUAUUUAGCUCUAAAACUCAGAUAUAUAUAAAUAAAACACAUAUACACAAAGUGGAGCUGAAAACUCUCUAUUUCAAUUUUGUCUGACGUUUUCUCCGUUCUAUCUCGAGGACAUGAAAAACUAUUUUGAAAUAAAGGCUUUUCAACUCUACUUUGUGUAUGUGUUUUGUUUAUAUUUCUGAGUUUUAGCGCUAAAUAAGAUAUAGGAAGCCGUUUCUCGCGUUGUUACCUAUGCGAUAAAAUAAUGUUUUACGUGCUGCUUCUAAUUUCUAAAUACUAUUUUGACAUUGUCGGUAAUAACUGCGCGGCAAUGAAAACGAUUUGAGACUAAUUACAGAUUAUCUUAAUUUUACUUAUGAACAACAUCAUACAGAGUUCGGAUGAAUCCAUCUAUAAUGGCUUUUAAAGAGGUGAGUUGAAACAAGUGUCAGUUACGCAUUUAAAACGAGUCACAAAUAAAAGCUGUCAGUCACAGCGUCUUUUUGUGAAGGAAACGCCGGACGUGCAUCAAAAUAUGAUCCACUAAGUAUUAAGGAUUUUUAAAGAGUUGAAACAGGUGCCAGUUGCGCAUUUAGAACGAGUUAUAAAUAAAAUCUGAGUCACCGCUUGUUUUUGAAAGAAAACGCCGGACGCGCAUCAACAAAAGCUGAGAAAUAAUCGAAGAUGCUGAACUACUCUUUUAUCUAUAAGAACGAAUCAAAACCGGACAACAUUGGAAAUAUGGACAACAGUUCUAACUUUGAAACUAUUGUUGUCAUAAAUUGUAUUCUGAAUGCUCCACUGAUGCUAACAUCCAUCACUGGUAAUGCUUUGGUAUUGGCCACUAUAUUGAGAACUCCUUCGCUUCGUUCAGUACCAUCUACGAUCUUUCUAUGCAGUCUUGCUAUUACAGAUUUUCUUGUUGGGCUUAUUGCUCAACCUGUUCACAUUGCCAAUGAACUUCAAUAUUCAGCUGGUGGGCCUCUUACCACAGUCGAAGACUUUAUAUCUGUUUCACUUUGUGGUAUUUCCCUAGCAACAAUGACAGCCAUAAGCGUAGAUCGAUUUUUAGCCCUCCACUAUCAUGUGACGUAUCCCAAUUUGAUGACCACAAAACGUGCAAUGAAUACUUCAGCAAGUCUCUGGUUUCUUUCCAUACUUUUAUCAUGCCUUAGGGUUUGGAUAGGAAGCUCUUUUAUCCUUAUUAUGGGAGUUUUUAUUGCAGUUUUUUUUGUCAUUUCGUGGGCUUCUUACAUCAAAAUUUAUAUCAUUGUUCGUCAUCAUCAGAUCCAGAUUCACGCUCAACAACAAGCUGUGAUGAACAGUUUUAGUAUUACAGAUGGUAAU
Porites evermanni is the source of this 5874-nucleotide messenger RNA. Lineage: Eukaryota; Metazoa; Cnidaria; Anthozoa; Scleractinia; Poritidae. The record is from the annotation of a GenBank genome assembly.